AUGGCCAACAAUACCUUCGAAAGUGCAGAGGAAGGCAUGCUCCAGGAGUUAUCGCGAGAGAAAAAGAAACUUGAAGAAAAACGCGACAAAUUGGCGCAAGAGUUGGAGCACGUUGAAUUAAACAUCAUCAAGACCCAAGCAGCCUAUGGUGCCAUCUACAACAAAAGGUCACCUUUGCUCAACCUCCCAACAGAAGUCACCUGCCUGAUCUUCGAGUACGCCCUGCUACCGUCUGUCGAAGAAGAGAAGGAUGAAGAGAAGGGAGAGGAGGAGCCACCGGAGUACCUAAUGGAGGUCACAGUGUCGCAUGUCUGCCGUCGUUGGCGGGCCAUCGCGCUCGAUUUCCCGAGCCUGUGGUCCGUGUUCUGCUACGAGGGUGCUGAAGCGCAGCGGGUGCCUCUGGAUCGUUUCAACGCGUACAUGGAGAGGUCGGGGACGCACCUGUUGGAGUUACGGCUCAACUUCAAGGGUGCGGGGGAGGAUGACGAUCAUGAGCCUCUGCUGCAAAAAGCGUUCCUCCACGUCGCUCGUUGGCGACGCGUCACGAUCCUCUCUGAUCAAGACACAUUACUAUGGACGCAGCUCAGUAAGGCCGAGAACGUCGCAGCUCCAAACCUCGAGUAUCUGGCGAUCUGCCCCGACGUCGAGUGCGAGUGCGGAAACCAGGGCGACCUCACUGAGGUGGAGGACCUUGAGCCGAAGCUAUUCGGUGGUGGUGCACCGAAAUUGACGUCGGUGUGGACGGAUGGUACCGGCCCUUCUGCGUGUUUGCCUCCGCUAUCCAACGUUACGACCCUUCGGAUAGAGGAGAAUGAAGCGAGCAUGGCACACAAGUUUUCGUGGACCACUUUCCUCGACCUACUCUCUCUUCCUGCUCUAGAGGACCUGUCGCUUGUCGGAGAGACGUUCCUCGUUCCCGACUUCGCUUUUGUCGAACCAGUGCACAUGAAGAGCCUCAAGAAUCUGCGAUUCAGCGAUGAGGGUGGCAUGGUCAACCUUCUACCCCUUAUCCGCGCGCCUCUCCUCGAAACCCUCCACAUCAUGAACUGCUGGAUCGAGUACAGUUUCAGCACAUACAAACUGAACAGCACCUACUCCUUCCCAUCCCUUCGUGAUCUCUAUUUUGUCGAAUCGAGCGCAGACGACGAGCCGGCUCGAUGCUUCCUAAACUUGACAAGCUCUGUGAAGAACGUAGUCCUCAGCGGCGAAGAUUUCGAAGACUGUCUCCUGAACACGAUCAUCACUCAUGUAUUGGAGACGGACACGAACGUUUGGCCUCAUCUGAAGAACCUCACAUGCAAUAUGCAGCCCCCUAACGAGAUCGAGCCAUACCUAGCGUUCGCCCAAUCUCGUCCGAAGAAGUCGCGCCUGGUCCUUCGUCUCGACGAAGAUUUGGUCGAAUCAUGGGAAGAGGACGACCAGCUGGCGGAGCAGCUGAAAACCCUCAAGAGGGUGUGUAAAGUCAAGAAUCUGAACCGUGAUGAGCCUCUUGAAGGCGAAGGUUGGCCGCCGGGUCGAGAGACUUACAGUGCUAUUGCCAUUGAAGACGAUGACCCAUUCAUUAUUGAAAGUUAUUACGCAUCAGGAGACGAUGAAUAA
Cyclocybe aegerita is the source of this 1599-nucleotide messenger RNA. The record is from the annotation of a GenBank genome assembly. Lineage: Eukaryota; Fungi; Basidiomycota; Agaricomycetes; Agaricales; Hemipholiotaceae.